Molecule: messenger RNA, 1155 nt
Organism: Orycteropus afer afer
Lineage: Eukaryota; Metazoa; Chordata; Mammalia; Tubulidentata; Orycteropodidae
Gene: FAM217B
Product: family with sequence similarity 217 member B
Source: RefSeq, a predicted model, not a curated record
AUGAAUGCUGAGCCAUCUGGGAAUAAAGCACAACGUUUCAAGAGUUCUUCAGGAAAAAGGCAGGAUCAGUCCCAAGUCCCCCGCAUUUCUUCCCAGCUGAAAAGCAGCCUUGUCGGCGGCCCCCGGCAGGCAGGGGGUAAAGCUAAAGAAAGCUUUUACCUGGAGGCAAAGCCUGUAAAGAGUCGGCUGGGUCCCAGGUGUCAGGGGGCCCCAGGGAACCGGCUGUUCCUGGACUUUCAGUCCAUGACCAUUCUGGGUGAGGAUGCCGACGAGGACAGUGCCAGCGACCUCUCCGACUCAGAGAGAGUGCCCAUCGACCCUUCACCACUCACCCCUCCGGAUCUUCGCCUGAGAGCCGAGGAGGUGGAUCCAGCCUACGUCCAUCAUUCCCCAGAUCAAGGCCCCGUGAAGCCCGACUACUGCUACCCCGAUUUUCUCCCACCCCCCUUUAACUCCUGGGACCUACAGAAGAUGGCCGAGCUUCUGCACGCAGAGGGCAGGGUGGACGCCGUGCCGCGAGUAGGGGGCCUCCUUGGACACUUCAUCGGCCGCCUCGUUCAGCUGGAGUGGCUGCAGAUUCAGACUGUGCAGACUGAGAGAGCGAAGGGGACCAAAGCAAAGCCACCAGCUGCCCCCAGAACCUUCCGGGCUCUGAAAAGCCCCGGGAGAAGUAAGCUCAUGGCUGCUGCUCUGCCCAAGCCACUACCUCACCAGGAAGGGGUGUCACGGCCGGGCCCUUCACGGAAGCAAGAUGGGCACUAUGAAGAUGCCCGUCUGUCGUACAUCCCGUUUCAGACUUCGGCGAGACCUGUGGAUGGGCCAGGCAGCAGCAGGUUGUGUCCCAAGAAGCAGGCCCUGGAAACAAGAAAGGAGGAGAAGAGAAAAAGGACAAGUGGGGGCACCAGGCUGCAGCGGCCAGAACUGGCCCGCGGCGACAGCAGCGACAGCAAGGUCCGCACCCCUGGCAGCCUCCAAGCGCCCAGAUCCUCAGCCCUGAUUCUGGACUCCACGGACCCCUGGAAGGCCCCCAGGAGCCCCGUGCACACAGAUCUCAAGAAAAAGGGAAGUGCGGAUAACGGCAGUCGCACCAGUUCAGCCGGCGAGAAAAAGCCCAAGACCAGCGGGGCAAAGCGAGGCUCCUGUCAUUUCAAAUGA